Molecule: messenger RNA, 1090 nt
Organism: Marchantia polymorpha subsp. ruderalis
Lineage: Eukaryota; Viridiplantae; Streptophyta; Marchantiopsida; Marchantiales; Marchantiaceae
Source: the annotation of a GenBank genome assembly
ACGAACUAGCUUGGAUUCUGAACUCGAAAGUAGAUACAUACCGGACUUGCAGAUUCACGAACUGCAAACACUUGGCAGUGGACGGCCAUUCCGAAGGUGCCCUCAAUUCCACGUCGCAGAUGGGGAGGCUGGGUACGGACAUUGCCCAGCCUUCGAAAAAUUCGAGAUCAUGUUGCAGUGGAGCCAGUGAAUGGUCUCGGCGGAGGCGAUCGUAGGAUCUGGGACCGAGGGUUCGACAGAAUUCGCAAUCACGCCAGUUUUUGCAGGAACGGAGGGAGCACUGUACGAAUUCAGUCGUGUGCUGCGGAGAGUGGAGUGAGGAGGAGGAGGAGGAGGAGGAUGCCUCCGUCAUGGCAGGGCAUGGUGCCGCCGGGGAUGGAUGAUGGCUCGGAGUUUCCAGCUACGUCAGCUUACGCUCUACCGCCCUCGCUCGUGCCCCCUGUCCUGGUGCCCUCGGCCGAUCCCGAGGCUGUGGAUAAUAUGGUCAAUGAGAUAAUGCAGCUCGGCAUUGUCCCUGUGAAUCUGGCCAGUGAUUUAGCCCAGGCUUUGGUUUUCGGAAUUCAGUCAGCCAUGGCCUUCGGGUUGCCUCCACGAAGGUGAAUGAUCUAUGAGAUGGAGGAGAGUUUUUAGCAACUUGUUCCGAAGCUCGGAGUUUCACACAUCAGAGCAGCUCAAGUCUGCUGAUUGUUCCGACUGCUCUCUAACAUUCAAUUUCUCACAUACCUUUACAGAUGAUGACACAGUGAUCUUUAGAGACUAGAAUCUAAGGAACAAAACUAUUGUUGAGUCUCUCUUACUCGUACUUCGAGAAAGCUAGAUUGCUAGUGGACAGAGGUAGCUGGAGAAUCACCUGAAGAAUUGGCGGGAGUUCGUUUCUCGACUCCGAUUAAGAGGUUCAUAAAAGACUUGAACUUUUGAAUCGUUGAGUUCUGCAAUGUACAGUGAUCCCAAUCUUUGGAAGUUGAUGUUUGAUAGAAGUUCAGAAAUUAUGUGUACUAGACCAACUUACAGCUUCAACUCGGAUACCGCGUUGUAAAAGACUUUCAAGCGUACAGGCAAUUUUAUGCUUUCUGAAAAACGUCAUUCACUC